Messenger RNA from Geosmithia morbida, 2019 nucleotides. RefSeq names its product FYVE zinc finger. Bases 1 to 2019 code for a protein of 672 amino acids. Lineage: Eukaryota; Fungi; Ascomycota; Sordariomycetes; Hypocreales; Bionectriaceae. Gene Ontology annotation, molecular function: metal ion binding. The transcript is spliced from 3 exons. The record is from RefSeq and is a predicted model, not a curated record.
AUGUCCAGCCCACCUCGCGAGGUGAGCCCCUCGGCCACGCCCGACGAAUCGAACCCCAGACCAUCCACCGAAUAUGGUCCCUCGCCCGUCCCGUCACCGGGGACGCAAGUCGAACCGUCUCACAGCAGCGACACCGGGCAGCAAGAAGACGUUGCUGUCCCUGACCUCCGACCUGUCGACGGACAGGCUGCACCGCCGCCCCCUGUACUCCCGACAUUCGACGACUCACCACAAGACAUAUGGGCCGACACCGACAGCGGUGCCGAGACGCCGGCCCUGGUCAGUACCCAGACUACCACCUCUGCCUCUGCUUCCUCCGCAGGCCAGCAGCAACACGACGAUGACGGCCAUCCUCCUCUUCCGCCGCCGCCGCCCCCUGUGCUCCCGACUUUCGACGACUCACCACAAGACUUGUGGGCCGGCGAACCCGAGACGCCGGAAUCGAGGGGUCAGGACAUCAUCUCCCAGCUGGGCGUGACCCUGGCCGAGGCGCAACUCAGCAGCAGCGGCGGCAGCAGCAGCGGGACAUCGGUGUCGACUCUAUCUAGGACGACGUCGUCGCUCGCAGGCGGUCUGCACAGGCUUGACAUCCGCGGACUUCAUCAUCAUCCUGCCCAUCCGGCACCGCAACAGCAUCAACAUCACCCGUCGCUGCCACCGUUCCCCGGUGCUGCCCCCCGCCCCCCUCGCAAUGACAGCCUUGCUGCUUCUGCCGAGAUACGGGCGGCUACGCAGCCGGCAGCGGCACCCCUCCCCGCACCCCCCGGUGCACGACGACUCGACAGCUCGGACACGGGCGCGAGCAGUCGACGGUCCUCGGACUUCGCCGUGCCCAGAUGGCAGCCUGAUGUCGAGGUCACGUACUGCCCCAUCUGUCACACGCAAUUCAAUUUCUUCGUCAGGAAGCAUCACUGCAGAAAGUGUGGAAGGGUCGUCUGCAACGCUUGCUCUCCUCACCGGAUCAUCAUUCCCUACCAGUACAUCGUGCGACCCCCCGGAUUCGAUAUGCCCAUCUCGCAGGGCCUGCUUUUCGACGGUUUCGGUUCCGGAUAUUUCGACAUGAAUGGCAUAUCUGGGGGCGAGAGGGUGCGGCUGUGCAACCCGUGUGUGCCGGACCCCAACAUUGCACCCCCGCAGCAUCAGCAGGGACCGGGUGCCGUGCCGGGAACACCGGGAGCGGGGAGCGUGUCGUCGCCCUCGCCGUCAGUGCUGUCCCCCAGGAGCUCUCAUCAGAGAUCGUGGAGCAGCAUUGGGGAUGCCUAUGCGGCCGCGACGAGUAGCAGCCGAUUUGGCAUGGGGUUGCCGGGAAGCCACCAUGCGAACGAUAUCCUCCAAUCAUACGGGCCGAGGACCAGGAGCAUGACCGUGAACCCGUCAGGAAACGUUCUUUCAGGAGGGUCCCCCUCACCACGGAUACGCGCCAGCUCCAACGCCUACUACCCGUACGCGUCCACGGGACGGUACCCAGAAAGUGGCGGCGAACCGAGCACGUCGGUCCCCCCGCACGCGGGCCGUUACGGGCUCCCGACAUCAGCAUCGACGUCUGCCGUUCCAUCGUCGUCCCACCACGUCUACCACCAGCAGCGAGUUCUCCCGCCCACGCCUCAGAUUGCCGAGGAGGACGAGUGCCCGAUCUGCCACCGCGAGCUACCCCAGCGGCAUCUGGCCAACUUUGAAGCACUCCGCGAGUCGCACAUCACGUCCUGCAUAACGUCGCACAGCACAUAUGGAAACAGCCCCGGCGGCCGAUCGGGGGCGGGCGGCGGCGGUGGUAGCGGAGCAGGAGAAGGAGGUGGGGUGAUCCCACCCCGACGUACGGGCAUGUACUCGUACGCGGCGACGGAGAAGGACUGCAUCGACGACGCCGAGUGCACCAUCUGUCUGGAGGAGUUUACGGUGGGAGUGCCGAUGGCGAGGCUGGAGUGCCUCUGUCGGUUCCACAGGUCGUGCAUCUCGGCCUGGUUUGUCAAUCACCCUGGACGAUGUCCUGUACACCAACAUGACGGGUUUGGAUAUUAG